CGCACUUCCUGGGGGCUUGCUUCAGAGAGGUGGAGACUGCAGUACGUACACACACACUCUCACAUACUCUCACACUCUCUCUGAUCCUAGCAGUGGCUGAGUGAACAUGCAUUCAUCAUGGCAGCUUCCCCCAACGAGUCAACGCCUUAGCUACACUUGGGUCAUGGAAAUGAGUUCUGCUGCUUGAUGGCAGGGGCCAUUUACUCGGUCGGCUUGCUGCCCUCGUGGCUCAACGGGUUAUGUUGGGACACGUAGCUGUAGUGUUGGUGAGAUGUGAAGGCAUCAACAUCUCUUGAAACUUCUACCGUAAUACGGUGAAGUACCUGGCUUUCCUGCGUAAGAGGAUGAACACCAACCCCUCUCGUGGACCUUUCCACUUCAGAGCCCCCAGCAGGAUCUUCUGGAGGACUGUCAGAGGCAUGUUGCCCCACAAAACCAAGAGAGGACAGGCCGCUCUGGACAGGAUGAAGGUGUUUGACGGUAUCCCCCCACCCUAUGACAAGAGGAAGCGCAUGGUUGUUCCAGCUGCUCUUAAGAUCGUGCGCCUGAAGCCCACUCGCAAGUUUGCUCUUCUUGGGCGUCUGGCUCAUGAGGUUGGCUGGAAGUACGCGGCCAUCACAGCCACCCUGGAGGAGAAGAGAAAGGAGAAGGCUAAGCUGCGCUACGACAAGAAGAAGUGUACGAUCAAGCUGACCAAGGUGGCAGAAAAGAACGUUGAGAGCAAGAUCGCAAAAUACACGGAAGUUCUUUUAGGACACGUAGCUGUAGUGUUGGUGAGAUGUGAAGGCAUCAACAUCUCUUGAAACUUCUACCGUAACAAGCG
Molecule: messenger RNA, 823 nt
Organism: Gymnodraco acuticeps
Lineage: Eukaryota; Metazoa; Chordata; Actinopteri; Perciformes; Bathydraconidae
Product: 60S ribosomal protein L13a-like
Exons: 7
Coding region: 345-803 (152 amino acids)
Biological process (GO): negative regulation of translation; translation
Cellular component (GO): cytosolic large ribosomal subunit; ribosome
Molecular function (GO): mRNA binding; structural constituent of ribosome
Source: RefSeq, a predicted model, not a curated record